Messenger RNA from Lolium rigidum, 651 nucleotides. RefSeq names its product probable 3-beta-hydroxysteroid-Delta(8),Delta(7)-isomerase. Gene Ontology annotation, biological process: sterol biosynthetic process. The record is from RefSeq and is a predicted model, not a curated record. Gene Ontology annotation, molecular function: cholestenol delta-isomerase activity; C-8 sterol isomerase activity; steroid Delta-isomerase activity. Bases 1 to 651 code for a protein of 216 amino acids. The transcript is spliced from 4 exons. Gene Ontology annotation, cellular component: membrane; endoplasmic reticulum. Lineage: Eukaryota; Viridiplantae; Streptophyta; Magnoliopsida; Poales; Poaceae.
AUGAGCGCUCACCCAUACUCGCCGGCGAGCCUUGAGCUCCCGGGCUAUGUACCGCCGCGACUCUCCCACCUCGAGAUCCUCGGGACCUACCUUGGCGCGUCCCUCUUCGUCUUCGCCGCCAUCUGGCUCCUCUCCGGGAGGUGCGACAGGCUAUCGAAAGUCGACCGGCUUCUCAUGUGCUGGUGGGCGUUCACGGGCCUUACCCACCUAGUCAUGGAAGGCCCCUACGUUUUCACCCCCGGUUUGUACAGCAAAAGCAACACCAAUUACUUCGAUGAAGUCUGGAAGGAGCAGAGCAAGGGUGACUCCAGGUACGCGGCCAGGAACUCCGCAACGGUCAGCGUCGAAUGGAUCACGGUUCUGCUGGAAGGCCCCGCGUCGCUGCUCGCAGUCUAUGCUAUUGCAUCGCGGAAGUCCUACAGCCAUAUCCUCCAGUUUGCCGUGUGCCUGGGUCACCUCUAUGGAGAUAUUGUUUACUUCGCUACCGCCUACAUGGAUGGCUUCAACUUCUGGGCCAGCCCAUACUACUUCUGGGCAUACUUCAUUGGCGCAAACAGUUCAUGGGUCGUGAUACCACCACUGAUCGCCAGAAGGAGUUGGAAGAAGAUCUGUGCAGCGAUUAAUCAAGCCGAAAACGUCAAGACUAAGUAA